Molecule: messenger RNA, 506 nt
Organism: Enterobius vermicularis (human pinworm)
Lineage: Eukaryota; Metazoa; Nematoda; Chromadorea; Rhabditida; Oxyuridae
Source: the annotation of a GenBank genome assembly
AUGAAGGACCAGCUGGAGAAUCAGAUGAUAGCGUUCUACGUUUUUCUAGCUAGCAUGCCAGAACUGAGACCAAUAUGGUAUUUUGAUGAGGCCACUCGCAGGAUCGGCAAGCACAGUGUAAAUACAGACGCUAGGGAAGUGCUAGCUAGGUACGAGGUAGAAGUAUCAGGUGGUAACUCGUGCUUCUACGGCGAUAGGGACUAUCUCAAGCAGCCGCGGAAGUUGAGAAGAAAGGCUGCAAAAAACGCUAGAAUAGCUUUAGGCGUACAGGAGCGUAACAUAUUUCCUAAAGCUAGUGCGGCAGCUAAGGCAAUAGGAAAAGCGGUAGGUAACAAUAGACCAAAUAAGUGUAUGCAAUCCGGUAAGACGGAGGAGACCGUUGAGCACGUAGUGUCAGCAUGUAGUCAGUGGCUCUCCAACCUGUACGUAGAAAGACACGACGCUGCACUUAGGGUAAUAUACUACCGUUUGGCAAACAUCAGGACUUUACUUAAAUGGAAGUAAAG